UGCUCGGCCCGGCGGAGACCUCGUCCUCAGAGCGCAGAGCCGCAGCCCAGGCUGUCGCCGACAUGGAACCGGUGGCUAGCAACAUCCAGGUCCUGCUGCAGGCAGCGGAGUUCCUGGAGAGGCGCGAGAGAGAAGCGGAGCACGGUUAUGCGUCCCUGUGUCCACACCACAGUCCCGGGGCCGUCUGCAGGAGGAGGAAGCCUCCCCUGCAAGCUCCUGGCGCGCUGAACAGUGGGCGGUCUGUGCACAACGAGCUGGAGAAGCGCAGGAGAGCCCAGCUGAAGCGGUGCUUGGAGCAACUGAGGCAGCAGAUGCCCUUGGGAGUUGACUGUACCCGAUAUACUACACUGAGCCUGCUGCGCCGGGCCAGGCUGCAUAUCCAGAAGCUGGAGGAGCAGGAGCAGCAGGCCCAGCGGCUCAAGGAGAAGCUCCGAAGCAAACAGCAGAGCCUGCAGCAGCAGUUGGAGCAGCUCCAGGGGCUGCCAGGAGCUAGAGAGCUGGACCGGCUGAGGGCUGACAGCCUGGACUCGUCAGGCCUGUCCUCUGAGCGAUUUGACUCAGACCAAGAGGAUUUGGAGGUGGAUGUGGAGAGCCUGGUGUUUGGGACUGAGACAGAACUCCUCCAGACCUUCAAUGCUGGGCAGGAGCACAGCUACUCACAUGGCACUGGCACCUGGCUAUGAUGCCCACUGCCGCCUGUACUCUCUCUGGACUGAGCCUGACAGUCAGCGGCCUCACACAAGUCUGCUUAGAGCCACAAGUUGAAGAGACUAUGAAGCCACCGUUUGAGAGCAGGCUCUGGACUCUGCUGCACAGCUUGAGCCUGGGCCAAACUCCCCACCCUCCAGGGGAUUUUAUGUAGCAUUUGGCCCUGCUUUGCUGCUCCCCACAGGGACAGGAAGCCUGUAAGCUUCUUGUUCCUGGGCAAAGCCCCAGGUCUCUGCCCAUAUAUACUGCACAGUAUUUUCAUUAAAAUCCUCUUUUGUAAGUUC
Messenger RNA from Grammomys surdaster, 992 nucleotides. RefSeq names its product MAX dimerization protein 3 (gene Mxd3). The coding region runs from base 63 to 683 and encodes 206 amino acids. Lineage: Eukaryota; Metazoa; Chordata; Mammalia; Rodentia; Muridae. Gene Ontology annotation, molecular function: RNA polymerase II cis-regulatory region sequence-specific DNA binding; protein dimerization activity; DNA-binding transcription factor activity, RNA polymerase II-specific. The record is from RefSeq and is a predicted model, not a curated record. The transcript is spliced from 7 exons. Gene Ontology annotation, biological process: regulation of transcription by RNA polymerase II.